CAGCUACUGUUGAUAGUCUCACACAGUUUGAAAAAGAAUACAGCAAUACUGCACAACAUACUUCUUUUAAUAAACAACUGGUUGGCGAGAAGAUGUCCUCGAAAGAUAUGAGUAUGCAUACACCAGAAAAGAUUGUAGCCAGAGGUAAACCGACCGAGAUAACUGGUGAUGGCAUAGAAGCAGCUAAUCUGUGGGGAGAUCAUGCUGAUAUGGGACAUCAUUUUAGUCGGGAUACUCCCAAGCCUGCGUUGUCAACUGAUGUUGAAUGUGAUCUAGUUGUGCCAAGUUCCACCAGUACAGUUAAUGAUUCUCAUAAGGAACCAAUUGUCCCUAAAACAGAUAAAAGAGACAUUGCUGGUGGUACUGGUGAGAGGACCUCCCCUGACAUUCUUUCUGAUUUCUUUGCCAACGCUAACGCUGUAGUGCAAUCACGUCCUUUUAAUGAUCCUGUCCUUAGCUUGAACAUGCCUAACUAUGAACCCCAGAGGUGGUCAUUCUUCAGAAAUCUUGCACAAAAUGAGUUUCAACAUAAAGACCGGGACAACCUGGCAAAGAUUGAGGAAGGAUCUUAUCCUUUUGGACGUUUAGAGCACGAUGCAUUUAAUGUGAAGAAUUUUCCUCCUCUGGAUGAUAUUAGUGUCGAAAUACUUCCAGUGCCUUCCAGCUCCAAUGUUGACUCUACUAUUUUGCCUCCAGCUUUUAUCCCAUCACAAACCAACAAUGCACCAGCACCUGUGAGGAAGAAUGUUGAAGGGCUUCAGGUUGAUAACCCUUUUCCAAAUAUGCAUGAGAUGAUGCCAUCUGUUCCUGAGUUUGAGACAAAAUUUGAAGAGGGCAGAGCUGUUGGACCAGUAAUGGAUGCUUCUUUUGUCGAUAAUGAUUUUGAAUACUUGCAGAUUAUCAAGAAUGAAGACCUUGAAGAACUUAGGGAACUUGGUUCUGGCACAUUUGGAACUGUAUACCAUGGAAAAUGGAGGGGGAGUGAUGUGGCCAUUAAGAGAAUAAAGAAAAGCUGUUUUGCAGGACGAUCUUCUGAGCUAGAAAGAUUAGCAAAUGAAUUCUGGGGUGAAGCUGAAAUCCUCUCAAAGCUUCACCACCCUAAUGUUGUGGCUUUUUAUGGCGUUGUGAAAGAUGGGCCAGGUGGUACCUUGGCAACUGUAACUGAGUUUAUGGUUAAUGGUUCUCUUCGGCAUGUCUUGCAGCGAAACAAAAACCUUGAUCGGCGUAAGCGGCUUAUCAUAGCAAUGGAUGCAGCAUUUGGACUGGAGUAUUUGCACUCGAAAAAUAUUGUGCACUUUGAUUUGAAGUGCGAUAACUUGCUCGUGAAUCUUAAAGAUCAGUCGCGCCCUAUAUGUAAAGUUGGUGAUUUUGGGUUAUCCAAAAUUAAAAGAAACACCCUGGUUUCAGGUGGUGUAAGGGGGACCCUCCCAUGGAUGGCCCCGGAAUUACUCAACGGGGGAAGCAAUAAGGUGUCUGAGAAGGUUGAUGUAUUUUCCUUUGGCAUUGUCAUGUGGGAAAUCCUCACUGGAGAAGAACCAUAUGCCAAUAUGCAUUAUGGUGCAAUUAUAGGGGGGAUCGUAAACAACACAUUGAGGCCGCAUGUGCCAGCCUCAUGUGACCCGGAGUGGAGAAGACUAAUGGAGCAAUGCUGGGCCCCGGAUCCGGCACAACGCCCGGCCUUCACAGAGAUUGCUGGGCGACUCCGUUCCAUGUCUGUCGCGGCAAGUCAGGCAAAGGCAAGCUCCAAAUAAAGGAUGCAGGUGGAUUACUUGUUUUAUGCUCCAAAUUAUGGCUUUUGUUUUUAUUGAAAGUUUAUGCAUACGUGUAUGUUAUAGAGGUGUAAAGUUAGUCAUUAGUGCUCUCAUUUAUACCAUCUCAUGAACUGGUCUGUAUCCAGUUACAUUUUUACAUGACGAUUUAUUUGGGGGUUGUAUGAUGUACAAAGCUUAACUUGGACUUUGCUGAAACAUUAUCUUGUAAAGCUCCUCGUCAUAAGCAGAAAACAGAGGUGAAAGUGUAUGCAGAAUGCUUAUAGAGAUACUAUACUAUAUACUGUACAAUUAGGCCUUGUACUAGGAUACUAUACUAUAUUCUAAGAUAACGAGGUCGGUAUUAUGUGUGUAUUUGACA
Lolium rigidum is the source of this 2130-nucleotide messenger RNA. RefSeq names its product serine/threonine-protein kinase CTR1-like. Lineage: Eukaryota; Viridiplantae; Streptophyta; Magnoliopsida; Poales; Poaceae. Gene Ontology annotation, molecular function: protein kinase activity; ATP binding. The transcript has 8 exons. Gene Ontology annotation, cellular component: cytoplasm. The record is from RefSeq and is a predicted model, not a curated record. Bases 93 to 1751 code for a protein of 552 amino acids. Gene Ontology annotation, biological process: protein phosphorylation; signal transduction.